UAAAUGCGUAUUAGGGGGCAGUGGUUUGUGUUGUUAUGUUCAUUAAGACAUUCUUGUACGGAUUGGGGCAAAAGAGAAGGGCUUUACAUAAUUACGUUCAUGCUUUUUCACGUGAAAUGACCCUUUAAAAGCAAGCUUCGUUAGAUCAUAUUGAGGCACAUCGUCAGUGAUCGGAGAGUGUGGGCUGUGAUUUCUGCACUUAUUGUGUCAAAUCGCAUUCAAGAUGGUGUCUUCCUACCCGUUACCAGAUGGCUUUUCGGACUUCGAUGUGUUCUCCUUGGGAUCUUGUCUGCUAGUGGAGGGUCUUCUUGGAUUCUUCCUGAAUGCUGUGACAGUUGUAGCUUUCCUUAAAGUCAGAGAACUGCGAACCCCCAGCAAUUUCCUGGUCUUUAGCUUGGCACUGGCUGAUAUGGGCAUAUCCUCUAAUGCCACUAUUGCUGCUUUUUCCAGUUUCUUGAGAUACUGGCCCUAUGGCUCUGAUGGGUGCCAGACUCACGGAUUCCAGGGUUUCAUGACAGCUCUUGCCAGCAUCCACUUCAUUGCUGCCAUUGCAUGGGACAGAUAUCACCAGUACUGCACCAGGACAAAGCUGCAGUGGAGCAGCGCUAUUACCCUGGUGAUGUUCAUCUGGCUUUUCACGGCUUUCUGGUCCGCCAUGCCCCUCAUCGGCUGGGGAGAAUACGACUACGAGCCCCUGAGGACCUGCUGCACUCUGGACUACAGCAAGGGUGACAGGAACUACGUGUCAUACCUGAUCCCCAUGGCCAUCUUCAACAUGGCCAUCCAGAUCUUUGUUGUCCUGUCCUCAUACCAGUCUAUUGGAGAGAAAUUCAAGAAGACUGGAAACCCUAGGUUCAAUGCUAGCACUCCUCUGAAGACCAUGCUCUUCUGCUGGGGUCCCUAUGGAAUCCUGGCCUUCUAUGCUGCUGUGGAGAACGCCAACCUGGUUUCACCUAAACUGAGAAUGAUGGCUCCUAUUCUGGCAAAAACUUCUCCCACCUUUAACGUGUUCCUGUAUGCCCUGGGAAAUGAGAACUACAGAGGAGGAAUCUGGCAGUUCCUCACCGGGGAAAAGAUUGAAGUGCCUCAAAUUGAGAACAAGUCCAAAUAAACUAAGCACCCAAUAAUCAUACAAACUCUUAUUGGUCCUGGUGGUUUUCUCACAGGUAUGAACAAAGUCAUAGGUCCAUGGACCUUAUGUGUGUACUUGUCAGUGUGUGUUGUGCAAGUGAAUGUGGUAGUUGAGGUUAUUGUGUGAGAUCUAUAUUUGUGUUGUGUCAUCUGGAUGUGUAGUAUUUUGGUUUUCCAGUUUAGAAUAACAUUUUGUAGAUUCACCCAAAUUUAGGGGGGAUGGGAGGUGGUCUCAGGGAGCUAAGUAUUAGAGCAUCCCCCCACCUUGACAAACUUGGUGUGUCCCAUGCUAUUAGUUUUACCCAUUUCCCCACCCACAACCAUUUGGGACCCCCCAAUACCUCUGACACCAUUCAAACAUGGAAAUACACCUCCAAGUUAUCCAUGGUGUUAUUCCAACAUUCCAAUGACAUUUGACUCAUUGAGGUCAAAAUAGAACUUUGACUGAGAACCCAUCACAGUCACACACUAAAAUAGAUCUUUGCGUCAGACAUAUUUACCUACGUCAUAUUGGAUUUGUUCAAAACGUACUCUCUUUGUGGUCAGAAGUGUUUUCCUGAGCUACAUCUGGGUUGAGUCAAGUGAGUCAGCAGUGCUCCACUGUUUAAUCCCACAAACAAGAGUGCUUUUCAUGAACCCCCUCCACACACACACACAUCCCCUCAACCCCCCACCUCUGUGACCAGGGGAUUGAGAUUAGCAUUGAGGAAGGAGAUUAAUCAGACAUGUUUCUCGCCUCUUGGUCUCAUUUUAAAGCAGAUGAAUUGUCCCAUUUUUGUUUUUCUCUCUCCACUCAUAUAUCUUUGUGCAGAACGCUUCUAAAACCACUAUCAAGGAUUGGAACAUAACAUUAAUUUGAUAAGAAAAAACCUCCUACCCUGGUUAUGAUUUAAAAUGAGAUGUAGCUUGAAAUAGAAGAUUGUGGUAAACCAGUUUUGGUGAACAAUGUCGUUGAGUACCUUUAUUCCCUCUUUAUUCAUUAAAUCAUCCAGUACAGAAACCUGUUAAUAUUAUCUACUGUAGCUAUUAAGAGGUGUGUUCUACCUCACUUGGACAGAUCAGAUGACAUAUACAAUACAAUGUUGCCUCCUGAAUAUAUUACCUCAGUAGUUGUUGUUCACAGUACUGCAGCAGAUAUAAUUUCAGUGUUACGCGUUGAAAGUGAUUGGUGUACCACAAGGUCUAAGGACCCUAACAUAAAGAGAUGAUUAUCAUAUAAUCAAUACCUUUAACAGUUUGCACAGUAGCCUGCACUUGAUAUAUCAUCUUGUUUAACACUGUCAAAUAUUGCUGGCAGUGUGUCUGUCUCUUAGCAUUUACAGACAAAUUGUACAAGUUGUUACACAGUGUCCAAAGAUGAAAGAAUUCACUAGCAUUUAGCUCAGACAAAUUAGUUAUCUGACAAUCAAACACUCACUGUCACCUGCAUGUCCUUAGUGACAUCAUCCGAGUGUGUCCUGAGUUACUCAGUGUGUCCUGAGGAACUCAAACAAAGGCCUAUCCAGAUGUACUGUAUGUGUAAACUACUUAUCACUGUACCCCAUGUACAUGUAUUCACAAGCAACAAAGCACAACAACGAUACAGUAGGAAUAGAUUGAAAUGUUCUGUCUAGGGUACAUAUCCAAAGAAAGCAUUUAAACAUGUUUUUAAUUUAUUGAAAUCAUGUGCUAUUUUGGAUCACAUUAAUUUGAAAAGAAACUGAUUUGUUUAAGUAAAACAACAUGAUGUUGUCACCAGUCUGCUUGUGAAGAGUGACUUCAGCACGGGUUUACAUGAAUCUUCUUGAGACUAAAUGUAUUGUCAAUGCUUUAAAGUGUGUGCUCUCUGACAAAUCAAUUGCCAAUAAAACAGUGCUUGUUCACUGUCAACCUUGUAGUAUAGUCUUGUGAAGAACAAAUUAUUUGUAAUCUACAAUAAAAUGUC
This is a messenger RNA of Osmerus eperlanus (European smelt), 3055 nucleotides long. RefSeq names its product retinal G protein coupled receptor a (gene rgra). Gene Ontology annotation, biological process: phototransduction; G protein-coupled receptor signaling pathway; cellular response to light stimulus. The record is from RefSeq and is a predicted model, not a curated record. The transcript has 7 exons. Gene Ontology annotation, cellular component: plasma membrane. NCBI's taxonomy places the organism in Eukaryota, Metazoa, Chordata, Actinopteri, Osmeriformes, Osmeridae. Bases 224 to 1111 code for a protein of 295 amino acids. Gene Ontology annotation, molecular function: G protein-coupled photoreceptor activity.